This is a messenger RNA of Ambispora gerdemannii, 408 nucleotides long. The record is from the annotation of a GenBank genome assembly. Lineage: Eukaryota; Fungi; Glomeromycota; Glomeromycetes; Archaeosporales; Ambisporaceae.
AUGGUAGAGGAGCCACGAUACAUACUGUGGGUGCUGAAAAUGAUUAUAGGGAUAUUGACCUUGAUAUUAUCGUUCGGAUACACUUUUGCUCCAGUCAUAAAUUCACAUUUGCACCCGCGUACUCCGAAACUACAAAAAACAGGACACAUUAAUCCUAUGAAUGCUGCUGUAGCUACUUGUAUAAUAACGUUGUCGGCAAUAACCUCAAUUGAUUCAAUCAUACGGAAUGCGUUUACUAUUGUGCUUGCUACGCCGCCACCGAAACGGUUUAUUGAAACUAUUAAAUCGAUGGUGAUUCAUCGGCGACCGUUGAAUAAUCUCAUUUGUGAUCGUGGAGUUAAUAGAGAUGACGGAACUGAUGUGACUAUCACGAAAAUCACAUCUGGAAUAUCCAUCGCUAUACAGUAG